Messenger RNA from Symbiodinium necroappetens, 2889 nucleotides. The record is from the annotation of a GenBank genome assembly. Lineage: Eukaryota; Dinophyceae; Suessiales; Symbiodiniaceae.
AUGGAGAUCGUCAAAACCGAUAACGAGACCCUCAAGAAGCAAGUGGAAGGGAUCGCGGCGAAGAACAUGGAGGAAGAGUUCAAGCAAAUGAAUGGCAUCCCGAAUCCUGCGAACUUCACGCUGAACGGAAGCAUGCCAAAUGCCUCCCAGGGUGUUGGUGAGCUCGGGAAGAGCUUCGAGUUCAUGAUGCUGAAGCUGGCCCAGCUUGAGACGCUGUGCGAGUUGCAGCAGGCUGAGAUCGAGACAUUGAGGAAGACGGUGAAAGGUCUUGCCGAACAUGUGGAUCACCCGGACAGCGUGGCGUCUCUGGUGCAGAAAGACGAGAAAUCCAGAAUGCAAGAGACCCAGCAAACCCUGAAGAGGGUGCUCGCCAAGCACGCUCAGCAGCACAAGAACAAGGACUUCCAGCCAGAGGCUUCUCGCCAAAACUACCGCCCCCCCGACACCAAGCCAGAUUCCCAAAAACGCGCCUCCGGAGCCGGGGCGAAUGACCGAGCCGAGCUGCUGGCAGGAGGAGCCCAGCAGUCGGGGAGCAAAGGCUCGCAGAGGUGGGGUUCGUUCGGUGGCUGGGUCGAGGACCGCGUUGAGACCAAGCACGAGGAUGUCAAAAGCGUCGCUGAGAGCACAGCGGAUGCUUACGAGGCAGCCGCAGACAAGGUGGCCUUCGUUGCCAAUACGGUGAUUGACACCGUGGAGAUGGCUGUGAAUAUCCUUCUGAAAGGCUUCACCGAUUGGUCCGCCGACUGCGACAUCAGCGGACCCAGCGUUAGGGAUUACGUCGACGAAUGUGUGAUUACGGGCUGGAGAGACAUAACGACUACAUUUUGGGGUCAAACUAUCGUACUCGGAACGAAACCCAUCGUCGAGUGUAAAAAAAAGAGUGUCCUGAUGGCGCUUGACUGGGGUCGGCAGAAGUGUUGGAUCCGCCUGAUGGGCCAACAGAUUACGCUUUUCGACUUCAACUUUGGGUCCAUCGAAAUGACGUGGCCGGCUCCAACUAAAACAGCCAUCGACAUCGGCACAGGACUGAGCGACUGUCACGGAGGCAACAUCUUCAAGUGCCUGGGCGACAAGAUCGUGCCGGUCGUCACGUGGCCCCAGCCAAUUCAAAAGAUGAUAAACUUCGGCAACGCUAUCGGCAAUUGCCAUGGUGGUGACGUCUUCAAGUGCUUUGGCAACAAGAUCGUGCAGGUCGUCACGUGGCCCCAGCCCAUUCAAAAGAUGAUCGGUUUCGGCAACGCCAUCGGGAAUUGCCAUGGUGGAAACGUCUUCCUGUGCUUUGGCAACAAGAUCGUGGAGAACGUGCCGAUGCUGAACACCAUGGUGUCGAGCUGCAGCGGUAGAAACCUUUUCGAGUGCUUCGGCACCAAAAUUGUGGAGAAAGUGCCACCGCUUAAUGCCAUGGUCUCCAUGGGCCGCGAUCUUGCGAGUUGCUUCAGUGGCACAGAACCGGUCGAGCUGUUCAAGUGCCUGGGCACUAGGAUCGCCGAGAAUGUGCCCCCGUUGAAUCGCGUGGUCACCCUCGGCAGGGACCUGGUGAACUGUGCUGACGGCGCAGAGCCACUCGACCUCAUCAAGUGCUUCGGCAUGCGGCUCCUCCAGGAAGUCCCCCCACUGAGCUUCCUGACGAAGCUGGGCGAGCUCUUAAAGGAGUUCCUGGGGCACUUCACCAAGUAUGCCACUUCGGUCGUGAAGACUGCCAUGGACAAGGGCCUCGGCUUCGUGCAGACGGCCGCUACGUCUGCCUUCCCGGAGGUGGGGUCGCCGCCUGCGGUGCACCACGCCGACAAGAACCUCGUCAUCAAGACGCAUUCACAGUCGGGGUACCAGAGCUUCGCCCAGGUGCCGAAGCGGACGUCGGCGCUGCAGACGGGCGCCAAUGCAUCGCGGGCAGGCGGCGAUGACGACAGUGAUGCUGCGAUCACUUUCAAGGUCGGACCCUACGGGCCCGAGACCACGGGGCUGAUCACACAGUUCGAGGGCAAGGAGACGGACACCGGCUCCUGCCUGGCCUUCGCGCCACGGACCAAGACCGGCACCGGCAACCAGGCGACGAAAGCAGACUGGGUGGUGGACAGCAACGACAAGUUCCUGCAGCUGGAGCCAUGGGCUGUUCCUUGUGACAACACGUGGAAGCAGCGGAACUGGGACAAGUGGCAAGGUUACACCUUCUACACAGCAAGCUCGAACAUCGAGAAGUGCGUCACCGUCACCUUCGCCGUGGGCUUGCAGCCCGUCGCGGCUUUCGUGGGCGGCAUACAGUUUGAUGUGCUUCCAACGCCCUUUUUCGAGUUCGACACCCAAAUUUGCUGGCCGAAGCAUCACCCAGGCGGGGUUGACAUCAGUGCCCUCCGCUUUGAAAUGCGCACCAUGGGCAUCCUGCUUUUCGGCCGCACCUUGCGCUUGACGAAGCGCUUCGGCGACGGCACGGACUUUAAGGGCAGCAACCUCGAUCGGGGGAUCGAAACCUUCCGAAGCCAGCUUGGGCUGGAGUGGGGAUCGGACUUUGAGAGUUCUUCGGGCAUGAACAAGAUGAGCCGCGCCCCGAAGCUCUUGCAGACGAACGAGACCACCAGCCAGGACGAGAAGGCCGAAGAGGAGGGUGCGAUGCAGUGGGUCGACGCAGAGGACCGGGGCGGGGCCCUGUCGCCUCAAUCAGACACAGGAGCUUUAUUUGGCAUCUGCAGAGCCUCCCGGACUGCAAGGUACGGACCAGAACUCUUCGUCAACAAGACGUCCGAAUUGCGCGGCCCGGCCGCGCACCGCCGCCUAAGCGCCCUGCAGCAAUCCAAGGAGCCCGAGCAGACAGGGUUUGUGGGGCUUGUGCUCCGGGUCUUCCCCCGGAGCCUUUGGUCUGGUGUUUUAGGGCGCGUCGCUGUAAACCGUUGA